Molecule: messenger RNA, 2706 nt
Organism: Pipistrellus nathusii (Nathusius's pipistrelle)
Lineage: Eukaryota; Metazoa; Chordata; Mammalia; Chiroptera; Vespertilionidae
Source: the annotation of a GenBank genome assembly
AUGGAGAAGCGCGCGGACGCCGCGACCCGCCAGGGCGACAUGCCCGGCUUCUUACGGAACCUCCAGGGCCGAGCGGAGGCGGCGCGGGCGGGGGCGCGUGUGCAGGAGCAGGAGCUGAGGCAGUGGGGCCUGACAGGGAUUAACCUACGCUCUUAUCAACUGGAGGGAGUCAACUGGCUAGCCCAGCGCUUCCAUUGUCAGAAUGGCUGCAUCCUGGGAGAUGAGAUGGGCCUGGGUAAGACCUGCCAGACUAUUGCUCUCUUCAUUUACUUGGCAGGAAGAUUAAAUGAUGAAGGACCAUUUCUGAUUCUUUGUCCCUUGUCUGUGUUGAGUAACUGGAAAGAAGAGAUCGAAAGAUUUGCUCCAGGUCUUUCCUGUGUAACAUAUACAGGUGACAAAGAGGAGAGAGCCAACCUACAGCCAGACCUAAAACAGAAGCCAUGUUUUCAUGUGUUGCUGACUACCUAUGAGAUUUCUUUGAAAGAUGCCGCAUUUCUAAGAUCCUUCCAUUGGAGUGUUCUUGUUGUGGAUGAAGCUCACAGGUUGAAAAAUCAAAGCUCCUUGCUGCAUAAGACACUUUCAGAGUUCUCAGUAGUCUUCAACCUCCUGCUGACCGGUACUCCCAUCCAGAACAGCCUCCAAGAGCUCUACUCCCUCCUCAGCUUUGUGGAGCCUGAUCUCUUUUCCCAGGAGCAGGCGGAAGAUUUUGUUCGGCGUUACCAGAAUAUUGAGAAAGAGUCUGAGUCAGCAAAUGAACUACACAAACUCCUGCAGCCAUUUCUGCUGAGACGAGUGAAAUCUGAGGUAGCUACGGAUCUUCCCAAGAAGACAGAAGUAGUGAUAUACCAUGGCAUGUCGGCACUGCAGAAAAAAUACUACAAGGCCAUUUUGAUGAAAGACCUCGAUGCAUUUGAAAAUGAGAUGGCUAAGAAAGUUAAACUUCAGAAUGUCUUAUCCCAGCUUCGAAAGUGUGUGGAUCACCCAUAUUUGUUUGAUGGUGUGGAACCAGAGCCUUUUGAGAUUGGAGACCACCUGAUUGAGGCCAGUGGGAAACUUCACCUGCUGGAUAAGCUGCUGGCAUACCUAUAUUCUAGGGGCCAUCGAGUUUUAAUUUUCUCCCAAAUGACCCGGAUGUUGGAUAUUCUCCAAGACUACAUGGAUUAUAGAGGCUACAGUUACGAGCGUGUGGAUGGUUCCGUGAGAGGAGAGGAGCGAUACCUGGCCAUUAAGAACUUUGGACAGCAGCCCAUUUUUGUAUUUCUUCUGAGUACCAGGGCAGGUGGAGUUGGCAUGAACCUAACGGCGGCAGAUACCGUUAUUUUUGUUGACAGUGAUUUCAAUCCUCAGAAUGACUUGCAAGCAGCCUCCAGGGCUCACCGAAUAGGCCAGAACAAGUCUGUUAAGGUUAUCCGGCUGAUUGGCAGAGACACCGUGGAAGAAAUAGUUUGCAGGAAAGCCGCCUCCAAGCUGCAGCUCACCAGCGCAGUCAUGGAGGGAGGUCAUUUUACCCUGGGAGCCCAGAAGCCUGGAGUUGAUGCUGACCUCCAGUUGGAUGAGAUACUCAAAUUCGGUUUGGAUAAACUGUUGUCCUCUGAGGGGAGCACCAUCGAUGAAAUAGACCUGGAGUCUAUCCUGGGAGAAACAAAAGAUGGCGAGUGGGUCUCUGAUGCCUUGCCUACCGCAGAAGAAGGAAGCAGAGAGCAAGAGGAAGGAAAAAAUCACAUGUACUUAUUUGAAGGGAAAGACUAUUCCAAGGAGCCCAGCAAAGAAGACAGAAAAUCAUUUGAGCAACUGGUGAAUCUUCAGAAAACCCUUUUGGAGAAAACUAGUCAAGAGGGCCGGUUACUCCGAAAUAAAGGCAGUGUUCUCAUGCCAGGCCUUGUGGAGGGGUCUACCAAGAGGAAGCGGAUUCUAAGUCCAGAAGAGCUGGAGGAGAGAAGGAAGAAAAGACAAGAAGCAGCAGCCAAGAGAAAGAAGCUAAUGGAAGAGAAGCAGAGAAGAAAGGAAGAGGAGGAACAUAAGAAAAAGAUGGCCUGGUGGGAGUCCAAUAAUUACCAGUCCUUCUGCCUGCCUUCCGAGGAGAGUGAACCCGAGAGUCUAGAGGAGGAGGAAGGUGAGAGCUCAACCCAACUGGAUUAUGAAGAUUCAGACUCAACCUUCAUCAAGUAUGUUAGUGGCGAUGUCACCCACCCCCAGGCCAGCGCGGAGGAUGCUGUGAUCGUGCACUGCGUAGAUGACUCUGGCCACUGGGGCAGAGGUGGUUUAUUCACAGCUCUGGAAAACAGAUCCACUGAGCCAAGAAAAAUAUAUGAACUGGCUGGGAAAAUGAACGACUUGAGUUUGGGAAGUGUCCUUUUAUUUCCUAUUGAUGAUAAAGAGUCAAGAAACAAAGGGCAAGAUUUGUUGGCCUUGAUUGUGGCUCAGCACCGUGAUCGCUCCAAUGUCCUGUCUGGCAUUAAGAUGACAGCCCUAGAAGAGGGCCUGAAGAAGAUUUUUUUAGCAGCAAAGAAAAAGAAAGCAAGUGUCCAUCUCCCACGCAUUGGGCAUGCUACGAAAGGUUUCAACUGGUAUGGUACUGAGCGACUUAUACGGAAACACUUGGCUGCAAAAGGCAUCCCAACUUACAUAUAUUACUUUCCCAGAAACAAGGCUGCCAUCCCUCACUCACAGUACUCAUCUUCCUCCUCAGGACAGCUGCCGCCCUGA